GAUUGACUUUUCGUUCGUUCAUCGAGAAUCAACCAAGUUAGCUGUGCUCUAAUAUUUGAGUUGCAUUUGCAGUUUGCAUUGCACAAACCGCUGAAUUUUCACAAGAUUUUCAUAGGUCAAGUCUAAUUCAAGUCCUUGCUGUUGAUUCAAAUUAAUUGCAGUAUAAACUUCCGAAAUGGGCCGCAAAUUCGUUGUUGGAGGAAACUGGAAGAUGAAUGGGGAUAAGAACCAGAUCAAUGAAAUCAUAAACAAUUUGAAGAAGGGGCCAUUAGACCCCAAUGUUGAGGUGGUGUUGGGAAUUCCGGCUAUCUACCUCGCUUACGUCAAAAGCAUUGUACCUGAAAACAUCGGAGUGGCUGCACAGAACUGUUGGAAAGUAGCCAAGGGUGCAUUUACUGGUGAAAUUUCACCGGCUAUGAUCAAAGAUGUUGGUGCUGACUGGGUUAUACUGGGACAUUCAGAAAGGAGGACAAUUUUCGGAGAAAAAGAUGACCUAAUUGCUGAAAAGGUGACCCACGCUUUAGAAAGUGGUCUGAAAGUGAUUGCAUGCAUUGGAGAGACGCUCGAAGAGAGGGAGGGGGGCAAGACUGAAGAGGUGGUGUUCCGGCAGACCAAGGCUCUUGUUCCAGCCAUUGGGGACAAAUGGGCCAAUGUCGUGCUUGCCUAUGAGCCUGUUUGGGCUAUCGGCACUGGCAAGACUGCCAGCCCCCAACAGGCUCAGGAGGUGCACGCUUCCCUGCGCAACUGGAUAUCCAGCAAUGUGUCCCCCGACAUUGCUAGCACGGUGCGCAUCCAGUACGGGGGCUCCGUGACUGGCGCCAAUGCCAAGGAGCUUGCGGCCUGCCCAGACAUCGACGGCUUCCUCGUCGGAGGCGCCAGCCUCAAGCCGGAGUUUGUAGAUAUCGUGAAUGCCACCAAGUAGAAGCUCAACAUCUGGUAUGAGAUGCUGUCGUGGGCCUACAGACAAUACCGCGUUUAAUUGCAACUCGCGAAGUGUCCCAUUUGAAAGGCAAUAGUGGGUAUCGGAACUGCUAAGUGAACGGAAUAACUAAAUUUUUAAUUAUUACAUAGUUAUAAAACCACUUGAGAAUCAAUUUCAAGUUUGUCCCUAAUGAAAUUAUUGGAAAACAAUUUGUCGCACAUUUUCCACUCUAUGUGGAUAUGUGUUGAUUAUAAUCGAUAUAGCUAUUUCGUCGAUAAUUCAUAACAUAUUAUCUGUGUCUAUAUAAACUCAAUUCAAAAUAUCCAUAUAUAAUCACUACUGGACUUAGUAUUAUGAUUAAAGGACACCUUUGCUCUUAGAUAAAGUAUGUGUCAUGUAGGUGAAGUAAGUUACUCAUUACGUAAAAUAAUGUAAUAGAUAUAAAUUUAAAUGUUCUUGUGUAUGCACAAUAAGCGAACGACUAAUAUUUCACUAAGAACAUUUUACUUGACAAUGUUGUUGUUUGAAAAAAAGAAAUAUUUUAUUCCAGUGUUAUUACUAUUUUGAAAUACUUUAUCAGCUCUUACUGCAGCUGUAAUCACUGCCGUAUUGAUAAUACGACAUGUUUGUAUUCCUAUUUUUAACCAUAUUCGGCUCUUUUGCGAUUGUUUUAUCAUAAUGUAUUUUAAUGAUGCUUAAAUAGGUGCUUCUGUUUUUCUUUUGUUUUUACAUUACAUAUUAUCAAACUAUUGUUUAAGGAUAUUAAAAUAAACAACCUUAUUAAA
Molecule: messenger RNA, 1707 nt
Organism: Amyelois transitella
Lineage: Eukaryota; Metazoa; Arthropoda; Insecta; Lepidoptera; Pyralidae
Gene: Tpi
Product: triosephosphate isomerase
Exons: 6
Coding region: 176-922 (248 amino acids)
Biological process (GO): glyceraldehyde-3-phosphate biosynthetic process; glycerol catabolic process; glycolytic process
Cellular component (GO): cytosol
Molecular function (GO): triose-phosphate isomerase activity
Source: RefSeq, a predicted model, not a curated record